Molecule: messenger RNA, 5460 nt
Organism: Colias croceus (clouded yellow)
Lineage: Eukaryota; Metazoa; Arthropoda; Insecta; Lepidoptera; Pieridae
Gene: Toll-6
Product: toll-like receptor 6
Exons: 2
Coding region: 437-4288 (1283 amino acids)
Biological process (GO): signal transduction
Molecular function (GO): protein binding
Source: RefSeq, a predicted model, not a curated record
UUGAGGAACGGUCGUGCCACUCGAUGCUGUGUCUUAACGCGAGCGAUUUGUGAAAACACGAUUAUGAAUACGUACUUCAAUAACAAAUAUCAAACUCGUCUUAUAACAACGAAACUCAAUCAAUACUACACCACGAUUAAAACGAACAGUUAUUUACAGUUUUAUUUCAAAUAAUACGUAUUAGAAGUUAUUGUGGACUUAGUGAAAAUACUGAACGUUAGAAACUUAUGGAAUGUGUGAAUCUUACUAGUAAGAAAAUGUGCUCCAGUGCAAUUACAAGGACUACGUAUUAAAUUAAAACGGAAUUGAUUUAUAAAUUGAUGGAUACUUCACAUCCGGCAAGGGGACACAGCAAACGAAUGCCGACGGAAAAAACAUGACACUAAGCUUUCUGUGUCUUGAUUUUCUUCUAUCUUGAUGUUUGAUUUUGUUCACGAUGGCUAUUCAAGAAAUGUCUUUCAAGAAUUCAUUCAUCAGCCAAAUCACAUUUCUAUUUGUUGUGGCACUCAAUGUCGCUGAUCAGAGCUCAUUACCACUGAAAUAUGAAGCUCCCGAUGAUUGUCAGUGGUGGCUUAAAGGCCCCAAUGAUGCACAUGAAGUAUCUCUUACGUGUAAGUUACGAACGAUUAAUAGUGAGUUCGACACUACAAACUUCAGUGUUAUUCCUUCUGAGCAUACAACAUCGCUAAGAAUAGAGUGCAACGAAGAAAUGAUGUACAAAAGCUCUUUGGACGAUCGCAGUUUCGCCCAUUUAGUGAAACUACGUGAGCUUAUUUUGGACAACUGUAAAAUUGGAAGAUGGCCACCCGGUGUUCUCUCCGGUUUAAGAGAUCUUCGAAAUUUAACGAUACGAACGAAAAAUACUGAGUGGGCCGCCAUGAGCUUGGAGAUUGCGUCUGAAAGUUUUACUGCGGUACGACAGUUAGAGAAAUUAGACCUAAGUUUUAACAACAUCUGGUCGUUUCCUGAAAAUUUAUUCUGCCCUCUCACUAAUUUAGUUUAUUUAAACGUUUCCUCGAAUAGACUUCAGGAUGUCAGCGAUUUGGGGUUUAGAGAGAGAGCAAUGCAUCAAGCUUUAAUUAGUGAUCAUGAGGGACCACCACCAUCUGCAUCAAUGCCACAUGCCUCGUGCUCGUUGGACAUAGAAGUCUUGGAUGCAUCAAACAAUCAUUUUGUGCUGAUGCCAGAAAAUGGUUUCCACGCCCUACGAAGGCUAAAAGAAUUACACAUACAUGAUAACGAGAUUUCAAUGGUUGCUGACAAGGCCCUAUCAGGCUUAAAACAGUUACAAAUUAUAGACCUCUCAAACAAUAAAAUUGUUGCUCUCCCACAAGACUUAUUUAAAGAUUGUAGACCAGUGAUAAAAGAAAUAUACUUACAGAAUAAUUCAAUCAGUGUGCUUUCACCUAUUUUGUUUGCUAACCUUGACCAAUUGUUAGCAUUGGAUUUAUCAAAUAACCAUCUUACAAGCACUUGGAUAAAUGAAAAUACUUUCGCCGGUCUUAUUAGAAUGGUGCUACUAAACUUAUCUAACAACAGAUUGACGAAGCUUGAACCCAAAAUCUUUAAAGAUUUAUACACACUGCAGAUUUUAAAUAUACAACACAAUAUGUUGGAGAAUAUUGCCGCCGACACAUUUGCACCAAUGAAUAAUUUGCACACUUUAAUUUUAUCUUAUAACAAAAUUACUCAUAUCGAUGCCUACGCUUUGAAUGGACUUUAUGUAUUAUCUUUACUAUCAAUUGAUAAUAACCGCCUCGAAGAGUUGCAUCCAGAAGCAUUCCGUAAUACAUCAUCAUUACAAGAUCUAAAUUUAAACGGCAACCGCUUGAAAAAAGUGCCCAUAGCGCUCAGAAAUAUGCGUUUAUUGAGGACACUCGAUCUCGGCGAAAAUCAGAUAACAUCUCUGGAAGAAUCGGGCUUUGUUGGUCUUCAUAAUGUAUACGGAUUACGUCUUAUUGGAAAUAAAUUAGAAAAUAUUAGCAAAGACGUAUUCACAGACUUGCCGUCUUUGCAAAUUUUGAAUUUAGCAAGAAAUAAAUUGAGACAUAUUGACAUGAGCGCAUUUGAGUCAUUAAAAAAUUUACAGGCGAUUAGAUUAGAUGCGAACCAACUCACAGACAUCCAAGGCCUGUUCGUAAAUAUACCUUCUCUGUUGUGGUUGAACGUGUCAGAUAACAAAAUAGACUGGUUUGAUUACUCUGUUAUACCCACGGGACUACAGUGGUUAGAUCUCCACAGCAAUAACAUCAAAGAAUUGGGAAAUAACUAUCGCAUAGAUAAAGAGUUACGAUUACAAACUCUCGACGUAAGCUUCAACAAAAUGACGAAGAUAUUUACAUACUCUAUUCCCAGCAGUGUUGAGCUUCUUUUCUUGAACGAUAAUCAAAUUACACAAGUUGAAGCCCAAACUUUUGUCGGAAAAACCAAUUUAACGAGAGUCGAUUUGUAUGCAAAUCAGAUCACUAGUAUGGAUCUCAAUGCGCUUCGCUUAACUCCAGUUGAUCCGGGGAGGCCUUUGCCCGAAUUUUAUAUCGGUGGAAAUCCCUUUCAGUGUGACUGUACUAUGGAGUGGCUUCAACGUAUAAAUAAACUAGAUCAUCUUCGGCAACACCCUAGAGUGAUGGACUUGGAAAGUAUUUAUUGUAAAUUGUUAUAUAAUCGUGAAAGGACCUAUAUACCGCUCGUAGAAGCGGAGUCAUCUCAGUUUUUGUGUACAUAUAAAACGCACUGUUUUACAUUGUGUCAUUGUUGUGAUUUCGACGCUUGUGAUUGUGAAAUGACGUGCCCAUCGAACUGUACGUGUUAUCACGACCAACCGUGGUCGGCUAAUAUAGUGGACUGUUCGGCAGCUGGGUAUGCCGAAAUACCCAGCAGUAUUCCUAUGGACGCUACAGAACUGUAUUUAGAUGGUAAUAACUUUGGUAGUUUAACAAGUCACGCCUUCAUUGGACGUAAAAAUUUAAAAAUAUUGUACGCGAAUAACUCAAACAUCGACGCGUUGUAUAAUAAUACAUUUAGUGGACUAAAACGCUUGACUGUGUUGCAUUUAGAAAAGAACAAUAUUAAAGAGUUGUUAGGAUUUGAAUUAUCGCCUCUUGAAAAUUUACGUGAAUUGCAUCUCCAAGACAAUAAAAUACAUUAUAUCGAUAAUAGAACGUUCAUAGGACUUAUGUAUUUAGAGGUUUUACGGCUCGAGGGAAACAACAUUUAUAGCUUCGCCGUGUGGCAAUUCACGAUGAAUCCAUAUUUGGUUGAGAUAAGUCUUUCACGCAAUCCUUGGUCUUGCGAUUGCCAAUAUAUACAUAAAUUUAGAAGUUGGUUUAAAAGUAACCUAGGCAAAGUUGAAGAUGCAGAUAAAAUAACAUGCAUUUUUGACAAUUUAACGAAUGCUGUUGGGCCGCAUAUGACAGAUUUUAACUCGACAAUUUGUACAAGUCAUGUUGGUGGAGUUUCAUCUAUAAUAGAGAAUCAAGUGAUAAAUGAUUACCUGCCAUUACUUCUAAUAUCGCUGUGCGUAUUUGUGAUAAGCUCUGUCCUCAUAUGCGGCGUGUUUUACUGGAGACGUGAGCUUAGAGUGUGGAUUUACUAUCAUUGCGGAUUCCGCAUGUGCUAUAAAAGCACGGCCUUCGAUGAUGAAGCUGAUAAAGACAGGCUAUUUGACGCCUACAUAAGUUAUAGCGUGAAAGACGAAGCUUUCGUAGCUCAAAUGCUUGCACCUGGAUUGGAAUCUACGGACCCAAGCUUCCGUUUGUGUCUACAUUAUCGGGACUUCAACGCUUCGGCCUACGUGGCUGAUACAAUAAUAGAAGCCGUUGAAUCUUCCAAACGAACAAUCAUAGUGUUAUCUAAAAACUUUAUUAAUAACGAGUGGUGUAGAUUCGAAUUCAAAACGGCGUUGCACGAAGUAUUAAAAGAGAGACGUAGAAGACUGAUAAUAAUAUUGUUAGGUGAUUUACCGAAUAGAGACAUCGAUCCCGAGUUACGGUUGUGUUUGAAAGCGAAUACGUGCAUCGAGUGGGGGGAUAGACAGUUUUGGCAAAAGUUGAGGUUCGCGAUGCCGGACUUGCGGAAGUGUCAGUAUCACCGGUCGACGGUGAACAUUUACGCGUCAGUGUCGCCGGUGGGGGCCGGGAGGGCGCCGGCGCCGCCUCCGCCCCCGCCACCGGGCAAGCUGCCGCCCUUGCUGGCGGACGGGCUGGCCGACCGGCUGGCCGUGUCCACGAGCGUGCACGCGCGCGACCCGCACCCCCACCGAAUACCGCCGCACGCGCAGUUGUGGGCGUAGCGUAUGCUCCAACGCAGUGCCUCCACGGAACGCGCUGCGUACACCUGGCUGCCAGAUACCAGGAUAGAGUUCUCAUCACCCUACAGUCGCCGACAGAGUUCCACCUCCACGGUCUACGAGAGUGACUGAUGGUGUGACUCCUUCGACCAGCUCGAAGAAGCAUUGUUAUAGACUUUUGUGCGCAACUAUACAUCGAUAUGGAUUAGCUUAGCUGUACAUACGUUAGAUAAGUUUGUUGAUUGUAACGUGUUACGUGGUGAAUAUUUAUUUUGUUAUUACUAUGAUUAGACGUUUGGAGUUUAGAGGUUAGAAGCCUGAUACAAUUUCGUACACAGACUUACUGAUAUUCUAGUCACUCAAUAUAAGUUAUCAUUAGCUCCAAAUAAAUUAUACUGUUGUGUGACAGGCUUUUAACUUCGUUAAACGGUAACAAUAGUGUACAUAAUCCAACAAAAUUGUAUGACAAUAUACGUUUCCCCUAGUACUUAUUUGCAAAGACCUUCACUACCAACAUUCAAAAAUAUCUUCAAAAAAUUCUAACACAUUCUAACAUAAGUUCUAUUAAGUAAGAAAAUUUCAACAGAUGUUAAAAAUAUGAGUACUAAAUUCACGUCAGAAGGGGAAUCUUCUUACAUUUUUGCUCAUAAAUUUGCUAAUAUCCCCGCAUUUGCAGAGAUGGGCGCGUAAAACUUCUUAGUUACAGAAAAUGAAUAUUUAUGACGUAAAAGUAUAGCCCAUUUAUGGGCGAAGUUAAAAAUAUGUAUUCUAUUGACUUAUUGGUACUGUAUCAAUGUAAAUCUUAAGCCGUAACUUUUUCUUUGUUAACUUCGAUAACGAUAUAAUUAACGGCCAUUACUUGAAGCUCUAUUUUAUCACAGUUUCCUAUACCCGUAAAUUAUAUCCAAGAUAGUCGUAGUCCGUAUAUUGUUACUAAAUUUACCCAGUUUUUUAAAAUUCCUUAUUAUCUCUUCUCUCUUAAUGUAGCUUGUAAUAUAUUAAUUAUCUUUGUAUCGAAUUUCUUGCCUACUUAGAAAAUAAAGGCAAUGAUAUUAUUAUAAUUUUUAUACUACACAUUUCUUAAAGAUAUUCUUAUCCUCAUAUUAUCCUCCUCAUAUUCCAUUUUACUUUUAUUAAAUCAAGGUAUUUCAACAAGUUACUUUUGUUACUAAAAC